AUGGCCACCUUCUUCAAUCUGAAAAAGGGCCGCGAUGAGCUAACCAACUGUGUGAGGCCGUUGAGGGCAGAAAAGCUCAAAAUUUUUCCUUUGGUCUUGGAUUGGACAGCUCACUUCGAGAUAUGGAGACCCUUCCGCAUCUGUUCAAGGAACUGCAGUGGGCCUUGCAAAAUGGAAGAUGAGGAAUGGGGAUCUUGGAAGAGCAAGUCCCUCAGGAAAGGGAAGAAUGAUGCAUUACUUCGCACUCUAUCGAAGCCAGAAGAGUGA
Penicillium oxalicum is the source of this 267-nucleotide messenger RNA. RefSeq lists its product as uncharacterized. The coding region runs from base 1 to 267 and encodes 88 amino acids. Lineage: Eukaryota; Fungi; Ascomycota; Eurotiomycetes; Eurotiales; Aspergillaceae. The record is from RefSeq and is a predicted model, not a curated record. The transcript has a single exon.